UAUCGACCUUCAAAUCAUACGAAAACAUCUCGGAGAAACAACAUCUCUCCAUAAAAUUGUGAUGAGGUGAUACAAGGCUAACUAGUCAGUGGGCGCCAAAGUUUAAAGGGCCUUUGUUUUUAUGUCCCUUUAAAUAUUUUGAAAAUUUUGCAACGGCGCGACAUCGCGUUUUCAAUACAUGAAGGUUUUUUGGCUUUGUGGGUUUCACAAAAAGAAGAAAAUACCAAGAUGAGUGAAACAAGAACCGUGACAUGCUCUACCACUUUUCAUAAUGCUCCGAAAACAUUGGUUUUACCACCUUUAAGUUUUGCACCGCUGCCAACGUUUUCAAUGACGAAAAAAGAACAUUUCAUACACCCGUCCCCUUUUGCUUUUCCUCCCUUGUUUGGACUGAAUUUGAAGUUUGGAAAUGGAAACCCAUUGACAUUUUCUCGUUCAAAAAUAGACUUCUCUGUUGAUUCGAAUAUAGCUUCUACUCCCCACAAAAUUGCUUCCUCUAUAUCAUCACUGAGCUGUUCAAAUAACCUACAAUUUGCAGAAAUCAAGACAAAGGAUAUAAAACCUCCAUCGCUGAUCAAAAAUAGAGGGCGUCCAAGUGCUGACUCAAUUCAUAUGCUAAAGCAGAAAUCAAUUGAAAACCCAUACCGCUACAAGUGUCCGGAAUGUAGUCGUAGUUUUCCACGCAAGAAGUCGCUUGAUACGCAUCGAUUGACCCACAGCGAUGUCAAGCCUUACGCAUGCGACUUCCCAGGCUGCAAACGGAAGUUCAAGCAAAGCGGGCAGUUAAAAACACAUGUAAGACUCCAUACUGGUGAAAAACCUUUUCAAUGUACAUUUCCAUUGUGUAAUAUCUCCUUUACACAUGCCAAUCGUAAGUGUCCAAAUCAUCCAGAGUAUCCAUUGCAAAGGAUUUUAAAUAAAAUCAUGUCGCCAUUAAACGGAGUUUUAUCAAGUGUGACCGAUUCUGAAAACACUCAUAGCGAACAGGUAAAAGCGUGGCUGCAAAAACAGUGUAGCAACAGUGUAAAAUCUGAGAAUGUUUUGAAGCCUAUCGAAAAUAUAGGAAACCAUGAAAACAAUAAAACACUAGACAAGAGUUCCAGUAAAUCAUUCCCGAUUUCUGAAGAAAAUGACCGUCGACUGUUAUCUGCUGUGGCUUUAGUUGAAAUGCGAGACCAAAUGAAAAGUUCGAAGCAGGAGAAUUAUAAUUAUUUGUUCAAUACAACGAAGUAAAACCGUUUGGUUGCGAUGGGAAGAAAUGCUAGUGCUUAAAAGUUUUGUUUAAACCUCUUUAAUGAGACAACUGGUAUUUGCGCCCGUCUUUAGAGUUGCAUAGUCUGUCGAGUAAUUUAUAAUUGUGUUUAUAUAGCGAACUAUUUUUGUCAGAUAUAUAUUUUGUUUCGUUGCAUUUUUGUGUGUUUUGGUUGUUUAUUAUUAGAAACAGAAAGCUAGUGGUUA
Molecule: messenger RNA, 1458 nt
Organism: Hydractinia symbiolongicarpus
Lineage: Eukaryota; Metazoa; Cnidaria; Hydrozoa; Anthoathecata; Hydractiniidae
Product: zinc finger protein 367-like
Exons: 2
Coding region: 229-1233 (334 amino acids)
Biological process (GO): central nervous system development; regulation of transcription by RNA polymerase II
Cellular component (GO): nucleus
Molecular function (GO): DNA-binding transcription factor activity, RNA polymerase II-specific; RNA polymerase II cis-regulatory region sequence-specific DNA binding
Source: RefSeq, a predicted model, not a curated record